This is a messenger RNA of Talaromyces atroroseus, 888 nucleotides long. RefSeq lists its product as hypothetical. Gene Ontology annotation, molecular function: oxidoreductase activity, acting on NAD(P)H as acceptor. Bases 1 to 888 code for a protein of 295 amino acids. The transcript has 3 exons. The record is from RefSeq and is a predicted model, not a curated record. NCBI's taxonomy places the organism in Eukaryota, Fungi, Ascomycota, Eurotiomycetes, Eurotiales, Trichocomaceae.
AUGGCCAGCAUAGCUAACAUCCCAAGUGUGAAACUGAACGGAGACGUCUCGAUACCAGUGCUCGGCUACGGGACUGGCACAGCCUGGUUUAAAAAGCCUGGCGAGACCGGCGUCAAUCGCGAACUCAUCGAAUCGAUCAAGGCCGCUAUCAAGCUAGGCUACUAUCACCUUGAUGGAGCCGAAAUAUACAAAACAGAGGCUGAGCUGGGCCUUGCCAUUAAAGAGAGUGGUGUUCCAAGAGAGAAGCUCUUCGUAACGACCAAGGUGUACCCGAAUAUAGCUGAUAUACCAAAGGCUAUUGACUCUAGUUUGGAGAAAUUACAACUCGAUUACGUGGAUCUAUACUUGAUCCAUGCCCCUUUCUUCGCAGAGUCCGAUGAGAAGCUGCAAGAAAAAUGGGCAGACAUGGAGAAAGUGAAGGAAUCCGGAAAGGCGAGGGCAAUUGGCGUCUCCAACUACAUCAAACCGAACCUCGAGGCCACAUUGAAAACAGCCAAGAUCACCCCGGUAAUCAACCAAAUCGAAUUCCAUGCCUACCUUCAGCAUGUCGACCUGCUCGAAUUUCAGAAAGAGCGAGGCAUCCUGGCAGCUUCCUACGGACCUCUUACUCCGGUCAUUCGCGCGUCAGGUGGACCGGUGGAUACGGUGCUCUCGGCUUUGGCCAAAAAGUAUGCUGUCAGCGAGGGCGAUGUUGCGAUUCGCUGGGCGAUCGACCGCGGCCUGGUGGUUAUUACGACGAGUAGCAAGGAAUCUCGCCUCACCGAAUACUUACGCACCGUUAGGUUCAAUCUGACGCCGCCUGAAGUGGAUCAAAUUACUCAGCUUGGUCUUCAGAAACAUUUCAGGAACUUCUGGAAGGACAAGUUCUCGCCAGACGAUCGCUCGUAG